AUGUCAGCCUCGUCGUCCUAUUUCACAUCCAAUCGAGGGCAGCAACAACAACCACGAAGCCGUCGAAACUUGCAGCAGACGGCAGCACCUAGCAUGGGGUCUCGAGCUCCCAGGAACUUGGUUGCGGCAAGAAUCUCUUCCAAUCAUCCUCGGGGUUCUUACUCACAGCAGACUUCGAACUUUGCGAAUCAUGUCUCCAGACAUAGACGACACAAUCUUCCAAGAACUGUCACACCCACCAACAACGCGGCACCACCCUCUUGGGAAGACUUUGAUGAAGAUCCAUACGGGGGGAGUAAUAGCUUUCCUCGAAGUAGUCGUUCUAGAACGCAAUCUUCGGAUCGAUCUGUGGUGAGCACAUCCUACGUGGAAAUGGAAGAAGAGAUUCCUAUGGAUGAAUUGAUAGAAGACAGCUUGAGUGUCCAGUCUAUGCCUCCCAUUCGACGCACUCAUGUCAAUCAUCGGCGAGCGCGAUCGGGAUCCAACAACGAUUGGGCCGAUGCUAAUUCCUACGCUCGUAGCAGUUCCAGUAUUGAUCAUAAUUCUGCCGGUCACAAUAAUAAUCAUCGGAGGAAUCAAUCCAUGGAUUGGGGAAGCACGGAAUUGGGGCAAAUUGGCCUUCACCGACGAACUCAUUCUAAUCUGUCUCAAGAUUGGGCAGACGAUGUGAGUAGUCUGGGUGGAGUGGAAGAUCGACCAAACGGAAUUGGGGAUAUCAUUCGAGCAUUAAAACAUCGAUCCAAAUCACGGCCCAGUCACCUGACAGCAGAGGAACGAGUCUUGUGGGAAUCCAUUCAAAUUUCCCUCAAUUCAGCUCGGAACGAACAAAUGGAAAACAAACGGGCUCUCGAGCGAUUACUACAAGAUGCAGCACGUCGAGAGGCACAAAUUGAACGCAAGCUGAUCACAACACAAAGACAACUGGUGGCCACGAAUGGAAAAUCCAAGUCCAAUUCGAAAUCCACACACAUGGAAGUCCAAGUGCGGGAUUUGGAAACAACUUUGAAAUCCAAGCAAGCGGACCAUGAACGGGAAGUCCGGGCUAUGCAAAGGGUACUGGCCGCAAUGACUGAAGAGCGAGAACAGGAAACUGGAAAUCUGAAGAAGGAAAUUGAGCGUCUGACUGAGAAGUAUGAAGGCAAGGAUGGAUGCACGGAUUCUACAGCCUCGGAGACCUCUUCCUUUUUAGAAGCUCAACUUGCAGGAGCCAAGGUUGAAAACCAAAAGCUGGUCGAGGAAAUCAACCCGUUAAGAACAGAGCUUGAGACUGCACGAGACGAAAUUGCAAAUCUGAAGUACAGGGGUCUAGAUCAUAGUAGUAGUAGUCUCGACAGAAGAGGAAUCCCACGUUCGCAGUCCAUGACUCCGCCAAGGUAUGGGGUGAGCAGCUCUAACUCGUUCGACGCAGAAUCUGCGUCUUCGGCGGAAUCAGUGGAAACCUUGCAACGGAGUCUGGCAGAGACUACAUAUUCGCUGGAGAAUGCCAAAAAGAUUAUUGCCUCUCUGGAAAAUGCCAAUAACGCUCUUGCAGUAGACUUGAGAGCAAAACUAAAGGCAAAAGAGCAAGAACUACACAUUGCUCAGACAGAGAGUGCGGAUUUCAAACACCGCCUCGAUAUUCUGGCCACUGAGCUCCGUGCGUUGCAGGUGAGGCAAGGUGACUCGGAUCGUUCUCAGCGAGGCUUCAAAGGACAAAUUCAGGACUAUCAGGAUUUAGUAGAUCUGUUGGAAAAGAGCGUGUCGGGUCUUCAGUCUGCCUCUGUAGUCCACGAAGUUUCUGCCGCUACUGGACAGCCAGAUCUUUCCAACGUCGACCAAAUCGGAGAAAUCCUCAACGAAACACUAGCUGCUCUUCGAUCGACGCUGGAUAAAGCAUCGUCGUCUAAAGAGGAGUCAAAAAAUAGUUCUGAAAUUACUAUAGAUGGGGAGAAAGUAUCAAUGAAGCAAAUGAAGGACUUACUGAAAAAGCAACAUGAGCAAAUGAAAAGGCUAAGGAAACAAGUGGAUGAAAAGAAUGAAGGCCUUGAAAGUAUAAAAAUGAUGCGGACAGAAAUUCAAAGUCUCAAAGAAAAGUGCUCUUCCAACGAGAAGCUACUCACCAAGAAGGAUCGUGAAUUGGCAGUGCUCCGAUCAAGCUUGCCAGAAGACGAUAACAAUAGUCGCGGAGGAUACAUUUCUGACGACGAGAGUGGUGAUGAGGACGAAGCAGCCUCAGGUACCAUACUUCCGCCGCCUUCCAUGAAUUAUCCAACCCAGCAAAGUCUUUCAAAUAUUCUGCAACAGAUUGGUCGUCCUGGAAAUUCAUCUAACAAUGAGGUGGAGACUCUCAAAGAAGAGUUGCUGAAAGCCUUGGGUGAGAAGGAGCUGGCCAGCAAGGCACUGAAGGAAGAGAAAGAAUCUCUAGCAAAUGCCAAAAUGAUAAUAUCAUCGCUAGAGAAUGCCAACAAGAGAAUGACUGCGGAUCUCCGGUUGCGUCUGCAUGAAUGCAACUCGGAAAUAGUCGCGCUAACGGAUAAGUCCAAGGAGAAUGAACAUACAGCGAGUGAACUUCGUGAGGAAGUGGAGCGUCUCAAGAAAGAAAAGGCAGAGCAUGAAGCUGAGAUAAACCGGCGACAGGGAGUCGACCACCCGCAAGAUGAAAGUGCGGAUCCAAAGCCCGAAGUCGAAGAGAAGAAAGAAGAAACGGUUGCCGAACAGGUAUGA
Messenger RNA from Cylindrotheca closterium, 2703 nucleotides. The record is from the annotation of a GenBank genome assembly. NCBI's taxonomy places the organism in Eukaryota, Bacillariophyta, Bacillariophyceae, Bacillariales, Bacillariaceae.